UAACAAAACAAAACACUUUUUGUUACAGUGUAUAACAGAAUGUAAAAUCAGACACUUUUUGCGCAGAAUGUAUUAUUAUUUUUCAUUUUGCAACAAAAUGCCAAGCCAGCGGUUUCUCCUGGUGGCCUCUUUGCUUUGCUGCCUCUUGGCUGUCAGCUCCAAUCCCCUCAACGACAUAUCGGAUUCGGAUGAAUCAACGUCCCUGGAACAAAAACAGAAGCCCAGCAACCCCCUGGCCUCCGAUGAAGAUAGAGAAUACGAGCUACUCUAUCACUUUGGGGAGGACGGCUCCAUGUCCGACUUUGGCAUUGAGAAACGUCUGCAGGAUCACAACUGGGAUGUUCUAAUCUUCACUCAGCAGUGGCCGGUGACCACCUGCUACCAUUGGCGCGAGGAGAACCCGGACCAGGAGUGCACACUUCCCCAAAAGAAGGAAUUCUGGACCAUUCACGGCAUCUGGCCCACAAAACUCCAUCAGAUUGGUCCGUCUUUCUGCAACAACUCGGCUAGCUUCGAUGUGGAUAAGCUGGAUCCCAUCUCGGACCGCCUGGAGACCUUCUGGCCGGAUCUGAAGGGGGAGUCGUCGCAGGAGUGGUUGUGGAAGCACGAGUGGCAAAAGCAUGGAACGUGUGCCAUGCUCAUCACCCAGCUAGACGAUGAACUGAAGUACUUUGCCCAAGGACUCACCUGGCGGGAGGACUACAUCAUGUCGCGCAUCCUGGACGCCUCGGAUAUACAUCCCGAUUCGAACAACACAGUGUCGGUUAUCAACAAUGCGAUAGUCAAGGCUCUGGGCAAGAAUCCAUCCAUCCACUGUCUGUAUGACGGCAAGCACGGGAUCAGCUAUCUGUCUGAGAUCCGCAUCUGCUUUAACAAAUCCCUGGAGCUGAUCGAUUGCGAUGGCGUAAAGCAGGGUGAUGCUGUGACCAUUGGCUAUCCCGGUGGCACCAUCACCACCAACUGCCAUAUCGACACACUGGUCCAUUAUCCGAGCCUGCUGCCGCCGCUGCAACGGAAGAGGGAUUGGAAGUUCCCGCUAGUGAAUGUCUACAAGCUGCUGCAGUUCCUGAUGUGGUUCACCUUGUAGUAGGAGCAAGAUCGCGUAUCUAAACUGUAAAGCCUAUGUUGUGAGGGAAGCCUUAGGAGGACUCAACGUUAACUCCACUUAUAUUUGGUUCUUCCACGGGGAUUAACAAUCAUAUACAUAUAUACUUAAUUUUUGUGCUCUCAUAUUUAGCUGCAAAUUUAGUGAAUGUUCCGCAAAAUAUUUGAUUAUUUGAAGCCAUCUUAUUAUUUAUUCACUUAGAGAUAAAAGAGAGAUCUCUGUUGUGGACGCUCUUCCAAGAAUUUCUAACAUAACCCACACACUUGUUGCUACUAUUUACUCCAUACUAGUUUUUUAAGUUGACAUUUGUUUGAUUAAAACGGUUUUUAUUCCAAAUUCCAGGCUUAUUUCGUCUUAGAUUAGAUUAUUUUCAGGCUGUCCUUUUCGUUUUGACUAGAACUUAAGAUCACAUUUGUUCAAUUAAAACACACAUCGACAUGAUA
Messenger RNA from Drosophila bipectinata, 1548 nucleotides. It is a transcript of the gene RNaseX25, whose product is annotated as Ribonuclease X25. Gene Ontology annotation, molecular function: ribonuclease T2 activity; RNA binding. Gene Ontology annotation, cellular component: extracellular region. The record is from RefSeq and is a predicted model, not a curated record. NCBI's taxonomy places the organism in Eukaryota, Metazoa, Arthropoda, Insecta, Diptera, Drosophilidae. Gene Ontology annotation, biological process: RNA catabolic process.